UGCAGCUUGUCACGUGAUCAGCGCUCCAUUCUCGCCAUUUUGAGUCCAGAGUGAAGCACUUUUACACCCCAGGAAUAAAAAAAAGCAGCGCAUCACGAGCUUCGAGGCCAAAGAUCACACACAACUGCUGCAUCAGAAUGGAGGACAGCAGUGGAGUUGCUGUCCUUGUACCUCACUCUAGAGGCCAGCAGGAUACAGUCUUCAUUCCCGACAGACGUCUUCAUGGUGCCGAGGACCAGCAACGGCAGCAGCAAAAGCAGGCUGCCGACUCUCUUAUUCAGGUCAUUGAGAAGCUCAGCAAGAUUGUGGAAAAGCGGCCCAGGCGAUGCACCGUCUCUGGGAAAAAGAGACCCUUGAUGACUUGUGCUUCUGUACCUAUCCCUGUCCCAGACAGCAGGGACAGCACUGAAGGGCUCACACCUAGUAAGAGACCCAGAGAACGAAGGGAUAACUCCCCAACAUCCAGCAACACACCUGGGCACGCGUUCGAACAGGAGCCUCUGAGUGUAGUGUCUCGGACGGUCACGUGCUACCAGUGCAGUAUGUGCCGAUUUAUCUCUCCUACAUUGGAGCUUUUGAAGGAACAUAUGCUGCUUCAUGAUGAGCAGCACAGUGACCUCAUCCUCAUGUGCUCAGAGUGCCAGUUCACUUCAAACCAUCAGGAGGAGCUAGUGGCACAUGUAAGACUCCACCUGGAGGAGGCCGAUCAUGCCAGACACAUCCUAGAUGAGCAAGGGAUGACAUCGGAAAGAAGCGUUCACCAAAGGAUGGCGGUUUUAAAGGCGAGCAACUUGGAAUCAGAGAAGACGUCCACGCCGAAGAAGUGGUACAGCUUUGAGCAUGGCAGGUACCGUUGUCUCAUCUGCAACUACGAAUGUCGACAACAGCGCAAUCUGAAGACCCAUGCGUGGAAGCACGCUGGCCUGGUUGACUGCUCGUACCCCAUAUUUGAAGAUGAGACGGAUUGUGCUGGUACCUUACAAAGCUCAAGUCCUCAUUUGGUUCCAGCAGCUAAAGAGGAUACCAUAGUAGUCCUCGCAGCUGUUGGAGGAAAACCUCAGACCGUUCAUGGCUCCUCCAGCCUCCAGCUAGAGCUGUGUGCUUCACCAGAAGUGAAGUGUCAUGGGGAGAAGAAAGCUUUGAAAACACUAGAGACCAAACUCCCAGUGAUUAGUCAAGUUUAUUCUUUUAAAGAACCAGAGGAGCCAUUGGUGGAGGUCCAGGUGACACCAGAAGCACAAAUGGAGCUGGAGUUGGAGACUGAGAGCCAACAGGCAAGCUCCGACAGCCUCCUGUCCUCUGCGCAGAAGAUUAUCAACUGCAGUGGCAACAGUGCCGGCCACGUCAACGUCAUCGUGGAACGCCUUCCCUGUGCAGAGGAACCGGUCUCAAGCAAACCUCUGCUCCUCAGCCCAGAAGUAGGAGGAGACAAGACCUUGCUUGCCUCUGAGGAGCCAGAGUUAGAGAGCCAAGACCUCCCCGUAUACUUCAAACAAAAGGAGGAGGUUGUGAUCACCUGGAAUGGAGAAGAUCGACAACAGGAGGAAGAGUCAGUGUCUUCAAGUUCUCCCUCAGAUGAAAACGUGCCACCGGUUCGGAGGAGGACUUACUCGGAAUCUCUUCGGCUGCAUUCUUUGGCAGCCGAGGCAUUGGUGGCCAUGCCCAUGAGGGCCACAGAGCUUAGCAAAACUGCUGCAAAAAGUAUCCAUGAACAGAGUACUCAAAGCCCAGACACAGGACAGAGAAUUAUAGAGAUUGCUGACACCGCCAACUCUAAGGCAUCCUCAGAAGAGCUUGUCGCUGCAGUUGGAGAUGCAGGUGCUCUUCUUAACCUCGGCCUUCAGAGUUCAAAAGAUUCUCGAGAUGUGCUGGUCGAGGGACCCUCCAAGGCUGGAAUCAGCAUGUCUCUUUUGACCGUCAUCGAGCGACUGCAAGAGCGUUCUGACCAAAACACUUCAGAUGAGGAUAUUCUGAAGGAGUUGCAGGACAAUGCCCAAAGCCAACAUGGAGGUGGAGUUUCUGGGGGUGCUGCUGUGCCUGGAGACAUUUCCACUACAGAUGGUUUGGUGGAAUAUAUUGCUGAGAGCGAAAGGCCAUACCGCUGUCGACUGUGCCUGUACAGCAGCGGAAACAAGGGUUACAUAAAGCAGCACCUACGUGUACAUAGACAGAGACAGCCCUACCAGUGUCCCAUCUGUGAGCAUAUAGCCUGUGACAGCAAGGACCUGGAACGUCACAUGAUACACCACUUCAAACCUCGCAUGUACAACUGCAAACAGUGCACUGAGAGAUUCCACUAUAAGAGUCAGCUGAGAAACCACGAGAGAGAUGGGCAUGGGAUAGACGACAUCAGCAGCACACUGACCCACGUUGCUGAAAGCACAGCGAUCAUUGAAGAACCAGCCAAGAUAACAGAUGAGGAUUCAGUCGGCGAACAGAGCAUUUUCAAAUGCGACGUGUGCGAUUACACCAGUUCCACGUAUGUUGGAGUGCGCAACCAUCGGCGAAUCCACAACUCUGAUAAACCAUACAGGUGCUGCAGCUGUGAUUUCGCCACAACUAAUAUGAAUAGCCUGAAGAGCCACAUGAAGAGGCAUCCACAGGAACACCAAGCCAUGCAGCUGCUGGAGCAGUACAGGUGCUCGCUGUGUGGUUACGUGUGCAGCCACCCACCUUCUCUCAAAUCACACAUGUGGAAACACGCUGGAGAUCAGAACUACAACUAUGAGCAAGUUAACAAGGCCAUCAAUGAGGCCAUUUCCCAGAGCAGCCGAUCUCCUCCUACACCUUUGAAGUCAACACAUGAGACUGGGGUGGAGCGUCCGUAUAUUGUCUUGAACCGAAAAGACAAACAGUCACCUGAUGUAGCUCCUGCUACAGGUGGGCCAGAAGGCAACACCGUGAGAUCAUCAUCCAGCAGGGAGCAGGUCGGCGGGGCUGUAGCGUGGCGGAGCGGCUCGGGGCAGACACGGGCAGGUAUGGAAUACUGUGUGCUGCUCUUUUGCUGCUGUAUCUGUGGCUUCGAGUCCACCAGUAAAGAGCAGCUGAUGGAGCACAUGAAGCAGCAUGAGGGAGAUCUGAUCAGCAUCAUACUGAGCAAGGAGCAGCAGGGAAAUCAGCCCACAGAGACCAGCAGCAGCCAGUGACACACACAUUUUCAUACAUACUGUUCUUGUAUCAUUUCUGCUUGGACAAGCAACGUGCACAGUUCAAAACUUAAUUUUAUUUUCUUUCUUUGUAUUGACGCUAGUUUCCAUUACUGUUAUUGACCACGGAUAUGUGAUUUCAGAGAAUCAAACGGUUAACAAAAUAUGUACUUUAGCAGUAGUUCAGCAAAGGAAAGAGUAACUUUUGUUUUGAAUUAUGCAAAUUGGUGAAUUUCAAAAGCAUCGUAUACCUCAUUUCUUCACAAUAUAUAUAUAGUAGAGUCCACACAUUAUAAAUAUGAGGCAGCUUCUCUCGUUCACUGUAAUAUUAUUUAUAUAUCUAUAUUUCUUAUGUGCGUUUACUUUUAAGCCGGCACUCGCCAUGACGCAUUUUUGAGUGUAGAGAGGCAGAUUUUUUUUUUUUCUUGCUCUCUUGUGUGUCAGUGUUUGCUUUGAUAUUUAUCAAACUAAUUUAUUUUAUAUGCAUGUUCCCCUCCGUUACGUUCAUACAAAAUUAGAAAUGUGUUUCUAAUUAUGGUCUAAUCUUGGUGCUAUUUGUCUUGCGCUCAGAAGUGAGCAAAAGAUAAGUCGUCAUUGAGAAUGUAUCUUAAAAUUGUAUAUAAAUGUUAUAAACGUUAUAUAUAAAGAAUUACACGGUGUUCUCUUUGAAAUAGCGCAAGUUUAAAAUUGGCCCUAUUUAAAAAUUAACAAUUGGAAACGUGCAGCAGGAAGAAGAAAUAAAAAGGAUUUAUGUAUAGAAUAUUAUUUACUACUACUAUUAUUAUUAUUAUUAUUAUUAUUAUUAUUAUUAUUAUUAAAAUAUACAUAUAGAAUUAUCAAGCUUUUAAAAAAGUAAAAAUGCCAAAACUUGAAGACAUUUCUACAAGUUUCUUCACUUUCUAUUUUCAUAUUCAUUCUUUCUUUUUUAAUAAGUAUAUAAUAAGAUUUUUUUAUCUGCUGUAAUAAUAGAAAAGCUACAAUUCAUAACUGGGUAAUGGGUUCGAUAUGAAAUUUAUCUAUAAAAAGAAGCAGCAGUUUAUAGUAUUGUCACAAACCAGCUGUAGCAUCACAAUACCAAGUUAUACCAGAGUACCUCUGUUACUGUAAUACUGUAAUAUUAUUAUAGUUUAAUAACAUUCUCAAUGUAUUAGAGUGCAAUGUAUUUUGAAAUUUAUAUCUUUAAUAACAAAUGAUAGCAUUACAAACAAACCUGAAAGCUUGCUGAAAUCCUCAUUUUUUUUUUUUGCUUUCUUUAGAAGAUGCUUUCAAAUUAAAAAGUAGUUCAUCUUUUAAUUUCCUCAUUGAUCACGUUACUACUCAGCCAGUAUUUUGAGGCUUGGGCAUUGUGAUACUACAGCAGCACGGGUAUAUUGUGAAAGCCUAGUAAUUGAGAUUUUGCUUAAUCACUACCUCAGAUUUACUACUUUUUGUCCCCUGCUCUUUUGACCUUGACUGACUUCAAGCGCCCUAAAUCUGACUUUAUAUGCAGCGUAUUUUCCAAGGGAUGAUUUGCAUACACUUAAUGUUUGUAUGUCAACAGUCUAAAAUGCAAAAUUAGCGUGAUUAAAAGGGCAUCCAUAAUUCAUUCAGGCUUCACACUGCCCAGUGUAUCAGAGAAAUUAACUCUUAGGAAUUAAAUCAUAGGAAUUUACAUACACAAUUAUUAUAUUCUGAACCUAAUGUACUAAUUUACAAUUCAAACUGCAAAUGUCACUGAAAUUGUAACAUGGUCUGCAUAUAAAUCAUGUCAGCAUAUGCAUCAUAAUGAAAAUGGAUAAGAAACAUUUACCAGUAUUGAAAAUGCUUUCUCACUUUAGUUCAUUGUUUUAGCACACGAGCAUCUGUUGAGUGUUUGUUUCAGAGGAUGUGCCAUGUUGUUUAUGUGCAUAAUGCACACUUUCCAAGUAAUGGAAUCAAGAGAGAUUGAGCUUCCUAGAAGGUUCAUUUUGUGUUCCAGUUACUGCAUUUCAUUUUCUCCAUCACUCUGCUGAUGUAGUCCAAAUUGAUCAAGAACCUACCGGUUGGUAUUAUCCCUUUUAUUUUCUGUCUGUGAGCAGGAAUUGGCAGACAUCCUGUAGACAUUGUAUCUUCCAGACUAUUUUUUUCUUCCUAGAACAAUUGCAAUACAUCUGGAAUGUAUAUAUUUUUUUUUUCUAAAGAUAGACAAUAUGUUUCAAGUAAUCAGCAGGGCCUAGUGAGACAAUUGUUGUCUUUCACAAUGAGUCACAAGAUUUGGUAAUCAUCACAAGGACAGCAUCGCAGCCACAAGUGUGCCUUCCAUUUCAACAGCCUCAUUUUUGAAUAAGCUUCAGUCGAGUUCAGAAUAACACCAUAAAUCUUAAGCCAAGUAGUCUCCCUGUGUCGAGUGCUUUGGCAUCUUGGAUUCUGUAUAAUGUGCCCUCAAAAAUUCUGUAAUGUAUUCGGACACAUGGUACUGUAAUACAGUUUUUGUAUGUGACUUACUGUAUAUAUACUGUAGAAAACUGACAUUUUGUAGAGGAAUUCUAUUUUUUAAAACUUGUAUAAACACUACAGAAAGAAAACGACUCAAAAGAAAAGCAAACGAAUCAAAAAUGACCUUUGACUCGCCGAAGUGCAUCAAAAAAGGGUCUUUACUGUGUGUAAGGGAAUGGUUGGCAUAUGAAACUCCAAACAAGCACAUCGUGUUAAAUGCUGACAUGCCAAAGGAGAGAGAGAGAGAGAAAGGAAAAAAAAAAAAAUAGGAAUUUUACAGUCUAAAGGUCUCUCAGUGCUAUUUCCUUUUCAAGUACGGAGGUCCAAAGGGCCCUGUUUUAAUAUUAGUGUUCCGUUCAUAAUUAUUUAUUUGUUCUUUUGAAACUGUAAUGUUAUGAUUUUUGCCAGUGUAUUUUUGGUAAUAAAGAAUGAACAACAGUCA
This is a messenger RNA of Labeo rohita (rohu), 6042 nucleotides long. It is a transcript of the gene znf507, whose product is annotated as zinc finger protein 507. The transcript is spliced from 7 exons. Gene Ontology annotation, biological process: regulation of gene expression. Lineage: Eukaryota; Metazoa; Chordata; Actinopteri; Cypriniformes; Cyprinidae. The record is from RefSeq and is a predicted model, not a curated record. The coding region runs from base 138 to 3146 and encodes 1002 amino acids. Gene Ontology annotation, cellular component: nucleus.